ACCCACUCUUUGAGUUCUCCGUGAUUGCAUGCAGAAUAUUCAACAGGAUAUUAAACCCUAUCUGCUACCAUCACUCAACAAAGGACGGAGUAGAUAAGAGUAAGAGUGUUGAACUGCUAGUAAGGCCAAGCCAACUUAAGGUACCGCUGUCAAACGUCAUUGUGACGUCACGACUGACCUUCCGAAUCCAGAGAAAAACACCGCUAUCUGAUUCUUCAAUCAAUUCUUGACCAGAAACUGUAUUUGAAAUGAAAUUAGUCUUGCUUUCUAGCGAGAUGGCAAUGCCCAAUUCACCAGUCAUUCCUCCUGCCCCAAAGAAGAGGAAAGUACAUGAAGUUGAAGAAAAGACUAUUAUCUUUUCACUGCCGGACACCAUUCUAAAUGUAGCCCUCGCAAAGGAAAAAGGUCCCAAACUUAAUCUGUCAAGUUUCGCAUCGCUUUCGUUUAGCUCCACAAUACAAAAGAUAUUUGGAGUGGGCACCUUUAAAGGGAAUGCAGCAUCUGUGGAAUUCUCAUUAAAGCUUGUCCCAGUAGAGAGUGGCGGCUUCUUUGGGGGUUGCAUGCCCUUGAGUUUCAUCCCCGAAAAGGCCAGAGUGCUAACAGCACUCACUAGCCCUGAACUUGGAGCAUUUGAGCCUUCAUUUUUGGAACCAAACGAAAACGUGGUGGAGGCAAAGGAGAAGUCCAAACUCAUGUCUCUUACCAAGGAAGAAUAUAUGGAGAGGACACCAAGCGAGUUCAGUAACGAACUGGAAAUCGCUGCUAACCUCCCAGAUCCUGAAAGCUUGCUCAGUCAGAUGGAUGUCUUUGAAGUGAGAAUUCUAAUCUUUGAUCUGAAGACAUUGUACAAAGAAGCACUAAAGGAAAAAUUCGGCAAUGCUAUUGGCAAAGAAUUAGUGAGAGCCUUGUUUUAACUGGUCACCCUCCAGCAAGAGUAUAGUCAAUUCUCGGCACGCCUGUCCAAACAACGACUCUAACACCACGCUUGGGCUGGGGCUGAAGUGGCCAGGAUGCCACAUCGGACCUGACGACAAGGCCAUUUCUUUGCCGAUUCAUGGUGUAACUGAUACAGCCAUUCUGUAUCAUGAUGCUGGAAGUGAUGAGUGUUUUCAGAUUAUUGUGGGAGAGUUGAAGUCUAGUGGUGAGAGAAACAACGAGGGAGAGGGGCAGCUGCUCCUGAGUGUACUAAUCAACUUUUUAAAGAUGAGAAUGCUCCAUUCGGCCUGGGGAAUUAGACUUGGUGCACAGAAACUCUUAAUCUUGAGAAUGAAAAAAUCUGCAACCUCCUGUGAUGAGAUUGAAGUCAGAACUUGCAGCAUUGAUGUGAGGAACUUCGAAUCACUGGUAUACCGCUAUUAGUGGCCGUCUUCUGUAAGUUAAAAACAUUACAUUGUCUUCACAAGCAUAACUUUUUUGGCAUGCAGACAAAGAUUUUUCCAACUAAAAAGUCUGUGCUUCUCUACCCAUGCCUCCGGAGGUUGACAUCACUAGCGGGGUGAACACACCAUGUUCGAUUUCUAGAAUUCUUUGGCCAUAAGUUCUUUUUUUCUUGUCUUCAUGCCUUUUAUAGACUGCAGAGAGCCUUCUCGAUCUGUUGCUUGAAGUGUUUGGGUGGAACACUCUUACGUCGAAAAAAAUAUCCUGUCCUGCGGUCCAGAAGCUUUAUGCACGUAUAUCGAGUCUUGCACCGUCAUUGAGGCUAAGCGGAAGGAUUCACCUGUGAGUGGUUGAAGGUGAGGUUCUGUGGCCACGUUUGGGUAAACUUCGGGGAAGAAUUAACUAUGACUCCGCCUUCUGCAGGAAGCGCUCUGCAAAAAAUGAGCCCAGCCCCCUCUUUUGCAAAAAAAACCUGCACUCAAGCCACACACCCCAGCCCAAGCUUCUCGGUUCUGUACGGCAAGCAAAGAACAGCUUCACUAUCGAAAACUUUUGUUCCCAAAAAGACGCAAGAGUCGACUGAAUGGGCAGUCAAACAUUUUGAAACAUGGCUGCAGCACAGAAACAUGAAUACGGAGGACGAAUUUGACAAAUGCCCAGAAGACCUGCUUGUGAAAAUGGACCCAGAACAGCUCAUUGGCUCUCUAUUUUUAUCGUAGAGACAAGAAAAGUGACAGGAGAACCCUACCCUUCUACAACUAUAUACACAGCAUCCUGUCUGGUAUUCUCUGAUAUAUGCGCUCACUGAAUGCAAAGAAAUGUCCAAAUUUCUUGCAAAAAACGAUCCGAGAUUCCAAACUUUCCAUAACACAAUGGACUCUGUCUUCAGAGAACUACGUAAACAGGGGGUUGGAAGUGACAAGAAACACGCAAAAGCCUUCUCAAAAGAAGAAAAACAGCUUUGGUCCUCAGGAGCUAUCGGUUCGAACGAUUCCUUGGCACUACUACGAGCUGUAUUCUAUUACAACGCUUUUUGUUAGCUACAAUAGUCAGAAAGAGCUGCUAAAGAAGUUAGCUAUUUUAGUAGCCAUUAUUGAACUUGCAGACACACCCUUUAUUCCUGGAUGUAAUGCGCAUGCGCCUCAAUACCACGUGUAAGAGAAUCCAGGCAGAAUCAUCUUUGUUGAGGUCCUGGUAACAACCUUUUCUGAUAACUCUUUUUAGACUGCUUGUUAUAGAUACUACUUUCUGUGAUUGAAUUCUGUGCUUAAACUCUUUUUAGACUGCUUGACAAUGUUAUAGAUAUUACUUUCUGUGAUUGAAUUCUGUCUUUAAUACUUAUCUCACAGAAUACUAACUAUGCCUUUGACAAAGCUUUGCUCCCACUGUUUGGACGAUCAGUAUACACUAUUAACUGUGAAACAACCAAAGUACAUUGCAAAUUAUUUACCUCUUCUAUAACACUCUAAUACUUUUGAGCAAAAGUAAAAACAUGGCGAGAGGCAUUAGCAAGCGCGCGCUUGCAACACUCGGUUAAGUACAACGUGAUUCAAAACAACAAAAUUAAUGCCAUAAUAGUUUUCUUAGUGCUUAAAAAAAAAACUGGUUUAUUUCAGCACUGUAUAAAUCUUUUAUUGCAUAGUAUUAACUCCUACCCCCCCCCCCUUACACACCCUACAGCUACGAUCGAGAUCAUGUGCAACUGCUGGAGUGAGGCCCUGGUGAUCGAUGGACCUUCGGUCAAAAUUUGACGCCAUGUUGUCCGAGAGAAACCCUUACUACUUUGACCUGAACCAUGUUAACUCCUAACGUCCAUAUUAUAACAAUCUGUCCGAACAAAGCCACUCCGAUGGCAACCACACCAUCUCACUCAGUGGGGAGGAACUAGAGUCAUCAUCUCCAUCAUCUGCCGUCACAAACGGAGGAGCCGCAAGUGGCUAUGACUACCUCAAACCACGCCCUCCAGCUCCCGUCCCAAUUCCACCCAUCGAUACCACAGUUCAUGAUCCACCCCUCAACCAAUCCCUACGUAGAGACCCCUACAGCCAAACAUCCCUGUAUGACAUCAUACGACCUCUCCCUGCGUGAUUCCGGUCAGGGUUAUUCGAGUGAGGCUGUCGGACAAGAGUUGGAGCAGGUGGGCUCGGAGAAUAGUAACCAUAACAACAACGAAACUGAUGAGAGUGAGACUAAUAUUGAAAAUGUUGACGUAGUAAAAGACCCUCAUGUGUGAUUAACAAUCUAUUUUUAUUUGUAAUCAGAGUUCAUUUUUUUGUAAUAAUUUGUUCCAUGUACAUGUGGCUGGCUUGA
This is a messenger RNA of Halichondria panicea, 3687 nucleotides long. RefSeq lists its product as uncharacterized. The record is from RefSeq and is a predicted model, not a curated record. Bases 249 to 914 code for a protein of 221 amino acids. NCBI's taxonomy places the organism in Eukaryota, Metazoa, Porifera, Demospongiae, Suberitida, Halichondriidae. The transcript has 12 exons.